Molecule: messenger RNA, 5377 nt
Organism: Abrus precatorius (Indian licorice)
Lineage: Eukaryota; Viridiplantae; Streptophyta; Magnoliopsida; Fabales; Fabaceae
Exons: 9
Coding region: 799-4812 (1337 amino acids)
Source: RefSeq, a predicted model, not a curated record
UCACCCUCAUAGGCUCAGAUUGCCAAUAAAUUUUUCGCAUUACAAAAACCAAAACCAAAAACCCCUUAAAUGCACAUAACAUUCACAACACUCUUCUCUCAACGCCGAACCCCCUUUCAUUUCUAGCCUACUUCUUCAAUCCCUAAUAUUCAUUCAUAUUUCACAACCACUCCUCGUUUUGCACCCUUAUCUCCAUCUGUACCAGAACCCGUUUUUGAUCGCACCCCAACUCCUCUCACCCCUAAUUUUUAAUGCCUACGCAUUUCUGUGUUUGCCCACUACGCUUUUGAUUCGCCUCCACACUUCAACUGUGUUGGGAUUUUCCCUUUUCCAUUAGGGUUUUAAUCAUCUAAACUAUUCUCGUAUUGUAUAACAGAGCAACUUUUUUUUUUUUUGAUUCAUUUGGGUGUUUGUGUUUUUUUGGGGGGGAUUUGUUUGGUAGCUGGUGGGCACUCUGAAAUUGUGUGUUUUAAUCUGUUUGUGUUAUUUUUGGGUAAUACCCAGGAUUGGUUUAGUGAAACUUCACAGUUUUUUCUUUUUUUUUAUAUAUAAAUUUUUUGGAACUCCUGAGGGUGCAAAGUCCUAUCUUGUCUUGUUUGUUGUGCUGGGGUAAAAAUUCCCCAUCAUACGUUUGAGGGAAAGCACUGUGACAAUAGCUACUGCUGCAAGCUUUUUGUGUGAUGCUUUGUUAGUUUGAAUAUUGGUUGUUGGGGUUAUCUAGAAGGAGCUGUGUUGGUGGGGGCGGUGUCUUGGCUUGGGUUGGUUGGUGUACUUGGGAGGGUUGAAACAUAGGCUUGCAUGGGAGAACAUGAGGGGUGGGCACAGCCACCAAGUGGGCUAUUGCCAAAUGGGUUGUUGCCCAAUGAAGGUGCCUCUGUGAUACAGGCGCUUGAUUCGGAGCGGUGGUUGAAGGCUGAACAGAGGACUGCAGAGCUGAUUGCCUGUAUUCAGCCUAAUCCACCCUCUGAGGAGCGCCGCAAUGCAGUUGCAGACUAUGUCCAGCGGCUGAUCAUGAAGUGCUUCCCUUGUCAGGUUGGUGUGUUUACCUUUGGGUCGGUACCCCUAAAAACUUAUUUGCCAGAUGGAGAUAUUGACUUAACAGCGUUCAGUGAGAAUCAAAAUCUGAAGGAUACAUGGGCACAUCAGGUUCGUGACAUGCUGGAGAAUGAGGAGAAGAAUGAGAAUGCAGAGUUUCAUGUCAAAGAGGUUCAGUACAUCCAGGCUGAAGUGAAAAUUAUAAAGUGUCUUGUUGAGAAUAUCGUAGUAGACAUUUCAUUUAACCAGCUUGGAGGGUUGUGUACCCUUUGUUUCCUUGAGGAGGUUGAUAAUCUGAUUAACCAAAAUCAUUUAUUCAAGCGUAGCAUUAUACUGAUAAAAGCUUGGUGUUACUAUGAGAGCCGUAUACUUGGUGCCCACCACGGACUUAUCUCAACUUAUGCUUUAGAAACCUUGGUUCUUUACAUAUUUCAUGUUUUCAACAAUUCCUUUGCUGGACCACUUGAGGUAUUGUAUCGAUUUUUGGAGUUUUUUAGUAAGUUUGACUGGGACCAUUUCUGUGUAAGUUUAUGGGGUCCAGUAUCCAUUAGUUCACUCCCAGAUGUAUCAGCUGAACCUCCUCGAAAAGAUGGUGGAGAUUUACUGCUCAGCAAGUUAUUUCUCGAUGCCUGUAGCUCAGUUUAUGCUGUUUUCCCUGGUGGCCAAGAAAAUCAGGGGCAACCCUUUGUUUCCAAGCAUUUCAAUGUUAUUGAUCCUUUGCGUGUCAACAAUAACCUUGGUCGUAGUGUCAGUAAAGGUAAUUUCUUUAGGAUACGCAGUGCCUUUGCAUAUGGAGCAAAACGGCUGGCUAGAUUACUUGAUUGUCCAGAGGAGGAAUUGUCUUUUGAGGUCAAUCAAUUCUUUUGGAACACUUGGGACAGACAUGGAAGUGGGCAACGACCUGAUGCUCCAAGCAAUGACCUAUGGCGUUUGAGGUUAUCUAGUCAUGACCAAUUACAGAGAUCUGAGAAUCUCCAGAACAAUAACCACAAAAUUGAUAAUGCCUCCAACUGUGAAUUUAAUAUGGAAGGGGAACAUGUUCCACGAAGUGGUUUAUCUCAGUAUAGCAAUUUAUCAUCUGAAAACUCAUAUAAAAGUGUUGUUUCCACAGUGUCACAUUCUCAGAGUCAAAAGAGUUAUGGAAACCAAAAUAAUUCAAGAAAAUUUGAUCAUGUACGAAGGGAAACUAAUUCUAAUCAAGGUGCUUAUGUUGAUAAAGGUCAGAGAAAUGUUAAAGCUGAUAACCUAGCGAGUGAUAUUCAGGGGAGAUUUCUAUUUGCCAGGACACGAUCUAGCCCAGAGCUGACUGACUCAUAUGGUGAAGUAUCCUCCCAAGGAAGGCGUACAAACGCAACAGAAAGUAGCAAAGCCCAUAAUUCCAUUGCAAAGUUGGAGAAUAGUCAUAGGAAGGACCUUGAACCUGAUGUAGCUGCAAGAGUUGAUGAGUCAUCUGCUAGGCACAUCUCAUCUCGCCAAGUUCUUGAUAGUGCUGCUGAUUUAAACAGUAAUCACGAUGAUUCAGGCUCAGGUGUGAUGGGAGAAGAAUUUGCUUCUGUUCCUGGAGCAGGUGGAAUGCAGAUGAUGCAUCAGGAGGAGCAGGACCUUUUGAAUAUGAUGGCUUCUCCCGUAGCUCAGGGUUUCAGUGGUCAGGCACAUGUUCCAGUUAAUAUAGCUCCAGGUCACCUACCAUUUCCCUUUCCACCAUCCAUUGUUGCAUCAAUGGGAUAUGCUCAGAGAAAUAUGGGUAGCAUUCCCUUUAUUGAGGCUCCUUGGGCUACAAAUAUGCAAUUUCCUCAAGGUUUUGUCCCUUCACCGUUGACUCCAUAUUUCCCUGGCAUAGGAUUGACCUCAAACCCUCAAGAUUUACUUGAAACCAACAAUGAGAAUUUCAGCUCUGUUGAAAUGAACAUAGCCGAAGCUGAUAAUGAUUUCUGGCAUGACCAUGAAAGGGGUUCUGCCAGUGAGGUUGAAGUUGAUAAUGGAAAUUUUGAAAUGCUUCCAGAUGAUAAACAACAGUCUACUUCAGGUAAUUUUAACUCUGCCCCAUUGUCUCGGGUAGGCAGCUCCAGAAGUUCUUCAAGAGGUCAGCCAAAGUUUACUAAAGAAAACCGAGGGUCAACAAGAGAAGAGCAUAUUGAUAAUUUUCAUUAUCAAGAUGAUCAGAGAAAUGACAUUUAUUUUGAUGAUAGAACAGCAAAUUCUGAGUUGCCCAGUGCACCUCCUUCGGGCUCCUUCAGGAGUAGGACCGCUUCUGAAAGCUCUUGGGAAGGAUCAUUAGCCAAAUCCUCGAAAUCAACAAAGGAAAAAAGGGGGAGGAAAAAUACUCCUUCAAUGCCAUCUCCUGUUUAUGGAAAGGGUAAGAAUACCUCAGAAAUUUCAUCAAGUCAAGCAGAUGAUGAAAACAGAGAGUGGACUGCUUUGUCGACUAUGCCAUCUGAUAUGGCUGAAAGAAGCACUGGACCCACACCUGGUACUUCCAUGCAUAUUCCUAGGAAUCAAAUAUCUGGUUAUGAAACUGCUCAGACAAGUGGAUCAGACUCUCCAUUACCCAUAGCUCCUGUGCUUUUAGGUCCUGGUUCUCGCCAAAGAACAACUGAUAAUUCUGGGGUUGUUCCAUUUGCGUUCUAUCCAACCGGGCCACCAGUUCCGUUUGUUACAAUGCUUCCUUUAUAUAAUUUUCCAACUGAGUCUUCUGACACAUCGACAAGCAACUUCAAUGUGGAAGAAGGGGCAGAUAACAGUGAUUCAGGUCAGAAUUUUAAUUCAUCUGAGGGAUAUGAACAGCCUGUGGUGUCAAGCCCUUCUAAUUCUAUGACAAGGGCAAGUAUUGAGUCAUCAGAGCACAAGCCUGACAUUCUUAAUAGUGACUUUGUUAGUCACUGGCAAAAUUUGCAAUAUGGCCGAUUUUGUCAAAACUCACGUCAUCCGCCUUCAAUGGUCUAUCCUUCACCUGUUAUGGUGCCUCCUGUUUAUUUGCAGGGUCGAUAUCCUUGGGAUGGUCCUGGAAGACCACUUUCUGCUAAGAUGAAUAUUUUCAGUCAGCUUAUGAGUUAUGGGCCACGUCUGGUUCCUGUUGCUCCUCUCCAAUCGGUUUCUAAUAGACCUGCAAAUAUUUACCAACGCUAUGUAGAUGAUAUGCCACGGUAUCGAAGUGGGACUGGAACCUACCUUCCAAAUCCGAAGGUUACUGUUCGGGAUAGACAUUCCACAAAUACGAGAAGAGGAAAUUACCACUAUGAUAGAAAUGACCAUCAUGGUGAUAGAGAAGGAAACUGGAAUACAAACUCAAAGUUGCGAGGAACUGGGCGUGGCCAUAACCGCAACCAAACAGAGAAGCCCAGCUCAAAACCAGAGCGGGCAACUAGUGAGAGCCGAGUUGAGAGACAUUGGGGUUCACAUAGACAUGAAUCUUUCCUUUCUCACCAGAAUGGUCCAGUCCGCUCAAAUUCCACACAGAGCAAUCCUGCCAAUGUAGCUUAUGGAAUGUACCCUAUUCCAGCCAUGAACCCCAGUGCGGUCUCAUCGAAUGGACCUUCAAUUCCAUCUGUAGUAAUGUUGUAUCCUUAUGAUCACAAUGCUGGCUACAGUUCACCAGCAGAGCAGCUUGAGUUUGGUUCUUUGGGACCAAUGGGUUUCUCGGGUGUCAAUGAACUGUCACAGUCGAAUGAGGGAAGUCGAUCCGGUGUAGCACUUGAAGAGCAAAGGUUUCAUGGUGUCCCUGCCCAACGAUCAUCACCAGAUCAACCCUCUUCACCCCAUGUUUCAAGGGCCCCCUGAUUCUUCUGUCAGAUCAGUGGCCAGGAGGAAUUAACAACUGAAAGGGGAGGAUCUUACUCCUUUUUCAUAUCAGGACUGGGCAGGGCAUGCAAGUGGAGAAUGCUAUAUAACUUGAAACCUGUCCAUUUCAAGGCUUUGUAUUGUUGUUUUAAAAAGAAAGAAUGUAGGCCCCUUGUGGCGGCUUGUGCAUGUACACUCACAGGUUAUUAACCAACUUUGGUUAAGUUUGUCUUUCCAAGACCGUGUUUUUAGGAUGAAGACAGUGGUGACAAAGAGGAUGCAGGACCAGGACUCUCCUCACAGUCUACCAAAAGGAAAAGGGAUGGAAGACUUUGUGGUUAGAUUUUUAUUGAAGGUUUAGACACAUUUGUAACUCAAUCAAAGUAGAAAACUGGCUUAGGUUCAGAAUUUAGAAAUUUUACCAUGUUAUAGAUUUGUCAGCUUCUCUAUUAUACGAUGUUGUAGGGUACUUGUUUUAGAACAUGCAGGAGAUCUUUGUUGAACUUUUGAACAUUGUUUUAGUUUAGCAAUAAAAUUGUUAUAAGAUAGUAUCAGAUGUCAUUUG